This is a messenger RNA of Malania oleifera, 2452 nucleotides long. Its product is annotated as cytochrome P450 78A7. The transcript has 2 exons. Gene Ontology annotation, molecular function: oxidoreductase activity, acting on paired donors, with incorporation or reduction of molecular oxygen; heme binding; iron ion binding. Lineage: Eukaryota; Viridiplantae; Streptophyta; Magnoliopsida; Santalales; Ximeniaceae. The record is from RefSeq and is a predicted model, not a curated record. Bases 436 to 2049 code for a protein of 537 amino acids.
CCUCCCCUCACACCUCAUGGCUCUCUCUCUCUCUCUCUCUCUCUCUCUGCUGGUAUUUUGCCAUCAUUAAAUUUAAAUGCGAGGAAGCACUAACAUGCAUGAGCCCUUAAGGGUCUGUUUGCCAGCACCACCCCACCCUUCGCUCGUUUCUUCCAUCAGUUCCAUGCACCCCCAUAAUCAUAAUCAUGGACAAAUACUUCCACGUGAUUCUUGUUAUGCCCGAUCAGACAUUUACUUUGCAACCCACUAAUCCCUCUAUUUUUGUUUUUGUUUUUUUAAGGUCCACCACAGAAACAAUGUGUCUUGUGGCCCACACCUAACCCCCACCUUCACUCUCCCACGUCCCCUAUAUAUCUGCACCUUCUGCCCUUAAACCCCCACCACAUCUCUCACUCUCAGUCGCUCUCUCUCUCUCUGAUUUUACAAAGGAAAUUAAUGGAGUUGGAAAUGAUUUCAAAGGAUUCGAGCUGGUGGGUCUUUACCCUCCCGGCCUUCCUUGGAUCAGAAAACCUACUCGACGGCUACGUUUUGCUGUCUCUCUUACUCGCCGCCUUCUCUCUUCCUAUUCUCGCAUGGGCUCUCUCUCCCGGCGGGACUGCCUGGAAAAACGGCAGGAACCGCCGUGGCCCAGUCCCCAUUCCAGGACCUCGAGGUCUCCCCAUCUUCGGGAGCCUCUUCUCCCUGGCUCGAGGCUUGGCUCACCGCAGCCUCGCCGUCACCGCCUCCGCCCUCUCCGCCACCCACCUCAUGGCCUUCAGCCUCGGCUCCACGCCUGUAGUGGUGGCGUCCGACCCCACCACCGCCCAUGAAAUCCUAACCUCCCCCCACUUCGCUGACCGCCCCCUCAAACAAUCCGCAAAGACCCUCAAAUUUGCCCGCGCCAUCGGCUUCGCCCCCAACGGCUCCUACUGGCGCCUCCUCAGACGAAUAGCUUCCUCCCACCUCUUCGCACCCCGGCGCAUUGCAGCUCACGAGGCCGGGCGUCAGCUAGACUGCGCCGCCAUGCUGCACAGCAUAGCAAACGAACAGGCCUCGCUGGGGGUCGUGCACCUGAGGAAGCAUCUCCAAGGCGCCGCCCUGAACAACAUCAUGGGAAGCGUCUUCGGGAAAAGGUACGACGUCGUUUCGAAAGACAGCUGUGGAGAGCUCGAGGAGCUCAGAGAAAUGGUGAAAGAAGGGUUUGAGCUGCUGGGUGCUUUCAACUGGUCCGAUUACAUUCCCUGGCUGAGCAAUUUCUACGACCCUCGUCGCAUUAAUGAACGCUGCAAGGCUCUCGUUCCCCGAGUCACCAAACUCGUCCGAUCCAUCAUCGAAGAACACCGAGUCGCCAGUGAGCUGAAAAAGCUCUCCGACGUUGCCGAUUUCGUGGACGUUUUGCUCUCCCUCGACGGCGAGGAGAAGCUCCAAGAAGACGACAUGGUUGCUGUGCUAUGGGAGAUGAUUUUCCGAGGGACGGACACAACAGCGCUUCUAACCGAGUGGGUGAUGGCGGAAUUGGUAUUACACCCGAGGGUUCAAGAGAAGCUGCGGAACGAAGUUGAUGGGGCGGCGAGGGAAGGCGGUCUGACGGACGCUGUGGUGGCGAGGCUGCCCUACCUGCAGGCGGUGGUGAAGGAGACGCUGAGGGUGCACCCGCCGGGGCCGCUGCUGUCGUGGGCCAGGCUGUCCACGUCGGACGUCAAGCUAAGCAACGGCAUGGUGAUCCCCGCCGGCACGACCGCGAUGGUAAACAUGUGGGCCAUCACGCACGACGAGCGCGUGUGGGAGGACGCGCUGAAGUUCAGGCCGGAGAGGUUCGUGGCGGCGGAGGGCGGCGCCGACGUGGACGUCCGGGGCGGGGAUAUGAGGCUGGCGCCGUUCGGGGCAGGUCGGCGAGUCUGCCCGGGAAAGAACCUGGGGAUGGCGACGGUGAGCCUGUGGGUGGCCAAGCUGGUGCACCAUUGCAAGUGGGUCCAGGAUGAGGCUAACCCGAUUGAUCUCGGGGAGCUCCUGAAGCUGUCAUGCGAAAUGAAAACUCCUCUGUCGGCGGUGGCCGUGCUGAGGAAUUAAAACGGUGCCGUUUUUCUUAGUGUGGGGGGGGGGGGGGGGGUUGUCAUUAGUGCUAGGUAAACUAAGUAUGGUUAAUUAUGGGGGGUGGAUUUGGGUACGUAAGUAUGGUUAUAGUAAACUGUUUUGUGGGGCUUAUGGUGAAUGUUAUGGUUCUUAGUUUUUGUGAAAAUGGAUACGUGGGUUGACCCAUGUAUAUCCUAGUAUUUUGGUUUUGUGUUUGGGGAUGCGUGUGAGUUGAAGCAUUGGGGAUAUAAAAAAAAGUGGGGGUGGAGUGGGAGACGACUUAGGGUGAUCGAUGGAGUCAGGGCUCCAGUUUUGAGAAGGUAUUGUAAGCUUGGACUUCCGGCCGAUCAUUUUGUGUGCGCCUUCAUUAAAAUCAUUAAUGUCUCUUUUCAAUGUCUAA